AUGAGAGCUUUUGAACAAUGUUCUGGUUUGACUGUAAUUAUUAUUCCUGAUUCUGUUGUAGAAAUAGACUCAAGUUCUUUUAUUUUCUGUGAAAACUUACAAAGGAUUCAAUUGCCAAUGAGUAUGUCUAUAAGUAAUGAUAUGUUACUAAUCGGAGGUAUAUUCCCACAAAAUUGCAUCAUUAAUUAUAAAUUUAAAAAGAAUGACACAAAAAUUCUUUCAUAUUCAUAUUAUAAUAAUCAGAAAUUAACCGAAAUCAAUUUAAACAAGAUAUUUUUUGGAAACGAAACUUUAGAUUUACCAGAAAAUCUGAUUUCAAUAGAAAAAUGGUCAUUUGUGGAUUGUCCGAAUCUUGAAAAGAUAAAUUUGCCUGCAAGUGUAAAACAGAUUGGAAAAGAAGCCUUUCACGCUUGUGAAAAGCUAGUUACUGUCAUUUUUAAUAGUCUUGAUAUUUCUCUGAGUUAUCAAUCAUUUUCGGAUUCAAUUGCAUUCCAAUUUCCAGAACCAGAGUAUGGUUAUAAAGCUUAUGAGUAUUCUAGGCAAGGAAAUGAAGAGCUUACAAUUCCAAGCAAUAUCACAUAUCUUCCUCCAUUUUGUUUUUAUGAUAGUUUCUUUGUUAAUCUAUCACUAAAGUCCAUUAAGAAAAUAGGAACAAAUUGCUUUGCUGGUGCACGAAUGACUGAAAUUGAUCUCACAGGUGUUGAAAUUUUAGGAGGCUGCGCAUUUGCCAAUUGCCCAAAUUUGGAACGAGUAAUUUUAUCUGAUUCUCUCAUAAUGAUUGGUGAAUAUGCUUUCUAUUCUUGUGAUCAAUUGAGAAUCUUAGAAUUUAACACUCAACAUUCAAUUGAAUUGCAAGAAUAUGCUUUUAGUGAUUGCAAUGGAUUGGAUAUAUCAUUAAUCUUAUCUAAAAUUGAAUACGUUCCUGAUUAUUGUUUUGCAUAUCUAAAAAAUGUUCAAGAAAUCAUAAUCCCAUCAAACAUAGAAUAUAUUGGAGAUGGUGCAUUUUCUGGUUCAUAUGAAAAAAAAAAAAAAAAAAGAAAAAAAAAAGGUAUUGGGGCUUCCAGGCACUUCGUGCCCUCUAGCCCCGAAGAUGUUUAG
Trichomonas vaginalis G3 is the source of this 1098-nucleotide messenger RNA. Its product is annotated as leucine-rich repeats (6 copies)-containing protein. Lineage: Eukaryota; Parabasalia; Trichomonadida; Trichomonadidae. The record is from RefSeq and is a predicted model, not a curated record. The coding region runs from base 1 to 1098 and encodes 365 amino acids. The transcript has a single exon.